UUCAGCCAUAAUACAGUAUUUACAAUGACACAAUUUGUCAAUAGUUUCCAGUAGGUGGCGGUGUUCAGUCUACUCCUGCCCUUUAGAUUCAGACGAAGAAGGUGCUUUUUGUCUGGAGAGCUGAGAUUUCUGACACAGCGAAUCGUUUAUGCGUUAAAAUUAUAUCACAGUAUUGCAAUUAGACUAGAUCAGGUUAACAUUAAACCCUCGGCAUUGUGUCUGUAUUUACGACUUUAAAUCCCGUUCUGCUUUAAAGCCCACGGCUUCUUAUAAUGAAAUCAGCAGAAGCCAGUCCAUCCUGUGAGACUCCUGCUGUUACACUUUCACAGCUGAGCAAGGCUGUACAGACAAACACUUCCGUGACUUCAGCUGGAGGGUCAACAAGCUCUGUGGGUCACUUCAGCCCUGAGGACCAACUGAAGGAAGAAUUUCAAAAGAAGGUUAUAAAAGAAGAACCUGAAGAUGAUGACUACCACUCUGGCAAGGCAUCAAGCUGUGUGGGACGUGUCACCUCUGUGGACCAACAGAAUGAAGUAUUUCAUGAGAAGCUUGUAAAAGACGAAUCUAACGACGGAGAUUACUUCUGUGGUGAGACAUCAAGCUGUGUGGGAUAUGUCACCUCUGUGGAGCAGCAAAAUGAAGGAUUUCAUAUAAAGCUUGUAAAAGAUGAACCUGAAGAUGGAGAUUACUUCUGUGGUGAGACAUCAAGCUGUGUGGGACAUGUCACCGCUAUGGACCAACAGAAUGAAGUAUUUCAUGAGAAUCUUGUAAAAGAAGAACCUGAAGAUGGAGAUUACUUUUGUGGUGAGACAUCAAGCUGUGUGGUUCACCUGACCAUUGUGGACCAACAGAUGGAAGAAUUCCAAGAACAACCUUUAAAAGAAGAAGAAACUAAUGAAAAUGACUAUCUCUACUGUGAGCACUGUAGAUCCUUCUUUCUCAACAAGUGUGAAAUACACGGUCCAGCUCUCUUCCUCCCUGAUACCCCUGUUCCAAUGGGGGUUUCAGAUAGAGCCAGACAAACCCUUCCACCUGGUCUAGAGGUUCAGAAAUCUGGUAUUCCUGGUGCAGGCAUGGGAGUGUUUAAUAAGGGGGAUACUGUUCCAGUUGGUGCCCAUUUUGGGCCUUACCAGGGAGACCUGGUAGAUAGAGAAGAAGCCAUGGCGAGUAGCUACUCUUGGGUGAUUUGCAAGAGCAGGCAUUUUGAGAAAUAUAUAGAUGGUAAGAGAGUGACCCAUGCGAAUUGGAUGAGAUAUGUUAAUUGUGCUCAUAAUAAUGAAGAGACUAAUCUGAUGGCAUUCCAGUAUCAAGGGGAGAUUUUCUACCGUUGUUGUCGACCCAUCGAACCAAGGCAGGAGCUUUUGGUGUGGUAUGAAGAGAAGUACGCUAAGGAUCUUGGCGUCACUUUCAACUCCAUCUGGGACAAAAAGUGCUCCGUAAGAGAAACGAGCGGUUGUCCAUUGAAAGGUUUCUCUUGCUCAUUGUGUUCACUUUUCUAUACAUCACAAAUUGACCUUCACGAACAUAUUAAGAGAUGCCACGAUGAGGAAAAUACGAGCAUGCUGAAAUCAGAAGAAAUUACACAUGAAACUCCAAAAACCACAAGAAUCUCUACAUUUAAGCAAACACGCACUGGUCCUCGCAUUGUUAAGACUUCUCACAGACUGAAAGAAACUUACUGCUGCUCACAAUGUGGGAAACGUUUUAAUCAGGAGAGUGCUCUCCAACGGCACAGACGCAUUCACGGAGGAGAGAAGCUGUAUCACUGUUCAGAAUGUGGGAAGAGGUUCACUUACCAGAAUACACUCCAACGCCACCAGCUUGUUCAUACUGGAGAAAAGCCCUAUACCUGCUCAGAGUGUGGGAAGAGUUUUACUUACCAGAAUGUGCUCCAACGCCAUCAGCGCAUUCAUACUGGAGAAAAGCCCUAUGCCUGCACACAGUGUGGGAAGCGUUUCUCUCGACAGAGUCAUCUUCAAGCACAUCAAACCAUUCACACAAGAGAGAAACUGUAUCCAUGCUCACAGUGUGGGAAACGGUUUGCCGGACGGUAUCCUCUGAAACAACACCAGCGCGUUCACACGGGAGAAAAACCGUUUCACUGCACACAGUGUGGGAAGUGUUUCGCUCGACAGAGUCAUCUUCAAGCGCAUCAAAACAGUCACACAGGAGAGAAACUGUAUCCAUGCUCACAGUGUGGGAAACGUUUUGCUGGACGUUGUUAUCUGAAACAACACCAGCGCAUUCACACAGGAGAAAAACCGUUUCAGUGCUCACAGUGUGGGAAGCGUUUCGCUCGACAGAAUACUCUGCAAAUACACCAGCGCAUCCACACAGGAGAGAAGCCAUUUCACUGUGGACAGUGUGGGAAGCGUUUUAAUCAAGAAACUACUCUCCAGCGGCACCAGCGCACUCAUACAGGAGAGAGGCCAUACUACUGCUCACAGUGUGGGAAGACUUUUGCUCGACAGUGUAAUCUCAAACGGCAUGAACACAUUCACACUGGAGAGAAGCCGUAUCAGUGCUCACAGUGUGGAAAACAUUUUAAUAGAGAGAGUACUCUCCAACGGCACCAGCACACUCACACUGGACAGAAGCUGUAUAUCUGCUCACAGUGUGGCAAGAGUUUUACACGACAGAGUAAUCUCGAAAUACAUCAGCAAAUUCACACUGAAGAGAAGCAGUAGCACUGCUCACAGUGUGGGAAGAGUUUCACUCACCAGAUUACGCUACAAAAUAUCACCAGCGCAUUCAUACAGCAGAGAAGCCAUAUAUCUGCUCACAGUGUGGGAAGAGUUUUAUUCGAUUACGUAAUCCCCAACAUCACCAGAGCAUUCACCCAGGGGAAAUGUCAUGUUGCUCCUGAAAUUUGGUUCAGGCUCCAGACACAUCUUCACCUUUCCAGAGGAGAAAAUCCAUGUCACUGCUCGAAGAGAAGAGUUUUUCGUACUCAAAUACAAGUUAAGACACUGUAAAGAGCUGUCAGCAUGUGGUACAAAAACAAAACAAGAAGAAGAAGAAAAAGAAUUGUGUUCAUUUCAGUUCAUUCAAUUUUUUUUUUUUUUUUUUUUUUUUAGCAAUUGUAACCUUGUUGAAAAUCAACUAUUACUAUCAAGUAGUUACAUCAACUGUGUUUAAUGUUUUUUGUAUUUGGUAUGGUUUGCUAAAUAGAAAACAUUAAUUACACUUGAUUUGUAUAUUAAACAAAAAAUUGGAUAUAAAGGACCAUAUUAAUAUGAAGAUUAGUUUGGCUAAAUUAUCACUUUAUUUAAAAAAUAAAUGAAUAAAAUAUC
Messenger RNA from Ictalurus punctatus (channel catfish), 3293 nucleotides. Its product is annotated as zinc finger protein ZFP2. The transcript has 11 exons. NCBI's taxonomy places the organism in Eukaryota, Metazoa, Chordata, Actinopteri, Siluriformes, Ictaluridae. Gene Ontology annotation, molecular function: DNA-binding transcription factor activity, RNA polymerase II-specific; protein binding; RNA polymerase II transcription regulatory region sequence-specific DNA binding. The record is from RefSeq and is a predicted model, not a curated record. Bases 273 to 2687 code for a protein of 804 amino acids. Gene Ontology annotation, biological process: regulation of transcription by RNA polymerase II. Gene Ontology annotation, cellular component: nucleus.